Molecule: messenger RNA, 2403 nt
Organism: Ichthyophthirius multifiliis
Lineage: Eukaryota; Ciliophora; Oligohymenophorea; Hymenostomatida
Exons: 5
Cellular component (GO): mitochondrion
Molecular function (GO): flavin adenine dinucleotide binding; oxidoreductase activity, acting on the CH-CH group of donors
Source: RefSeq, a predicted model, not a curated record
AUGGAUACUAUUCCUGUUCUUCCAAAUCACUUAUUCAACUCAGAAUCGCUCCGAAAAUACUUAGACUAGUCUUUUAAUUUCUCAAAUUCUUUCCAAUAACAAUAAUAAUCUGAAUAUAUAAUUCGUUAAUUCUAACAUGGUUAAUCAAAUCCAACAUUUUACAUAAAAUAUUAAGAAAAAGAAUAUGUUCUUCGGAAAAAGCCACCUGGUGUUCUUUUAAAAGGAGCCCAUUUAAUAGAUCGUGAAUAUAAAAUAAUAAAGGCAUUAAAAAGUGUGGAUUUCCCAGUUCCAAAUCCCAUAUUAUAUUGCAGUGAUGAAACAAUAAUUGGUACUGAAUUUUAUUUGAUGGAAUAUGUCCAAGGAAGAAUAUUUAGAUCAGAUGAUUUUAGCUUAAAAAGCUUAAAUCCUUAAGAAAGAUAAUAAAUAUAUCUAGAAUUUUUAAGAGUAUUAAUAAAAUUGCACAAAAUAAAUCCCAAACAAAUUGAUUUAUAAGAUUUAUCAUAAAAUCCAUUAAACUUUAUCGAAAAACAAAUUAAAACUUGGAAAUAAUAAUACAAGCUUUCAGAAACUGAAAAAAUUACAGAAUUUGAAGUUGUAUCCAAUUUUCUUGAAGAAAAUUCAUAAAAGCAUAAUAUUCCUUUAGUCUCAAUUGUACAUGGCGAUUUCAGAAUCGAUAAUUGUAUCUUUCAUCCUACUUAACCUAAAAUCUUGGCUGUUUUAGAUUGGGAAUUGACUGCUUUAGGCAAUCCAGUUACUGAUUUGGCUUACAUAUGUAUGCCUUAUUACAUUUCGAUAACUUUAAUAGGAUUUGGUAAACAAGAUUUCACUUACACAGGAAUUCCUUACGAAAUUUAAAUAAAAUAAACAUAUUGUUAAAUUAUGAAUAUAGACUUAUUUCCAGACUCAUAAUGGUAUUUUUACCUAUGUUUAUCUUUUUUUAGACUUGCAUCAAUUUCGUAAGGAGUUUACAAGGUAAAAAUACGAAUAUUAUUCUAUUUAAAAAAAACAAGCUAAAAAUAAAUUAAAAAAAGAAGAUCUCUAUAAGGAAAUUCAAGUAGUUAAAAUGCCUAAAAUUUUUUAGCAAAAACAAAAUAUUUAUCAAAGAAAGCUUUAGAAAUGUCCCAACGUUCAACAGGCGAAUUGACGAAAAAGCUUAAUUAAUAUAAACAUGGAUCUUUAUUUUAGGACAGUUUUUCAUAAAAAUUUCAUGAUAUAUAUAUUAAAUUAAAUAUUUUUAUGAAUUAACAUGUAUAUCCUAAUGAAUAAAAAUUCUUUCAGUAAAUUAAAACAGGAGAGGAUAGAUGGAAAUAUGUUCCGUAAAUUCUUUUUGAACUUUAAAAAAAAGCUAAAGAAUAAAAUCUUUGGAAUCUCUUUUUACCAUCUAUUUCUGGUUUAACAUUAACUGAAUAUGCACCUUUAUGUGAAUUGAUGGGUAGAUCUUUUGUAGCUCCUAUGGUUUUUAAUUGUUCCGCCCCAGAUACCGGAAAUAUGGAAACCUUGCACCUUUAUGGAACACCUGAAUAAAAAAAAGAAUGGCUUGAACCCCUUUUAGAAGGUAAAAUCCGCUCUAUGUAUGGUAUGACAGAGCCAAAUGUUGCAUCUUCAGAUGCCACAAACAUAGAAACAACGAUAAUAAGAUGCGAAAAGGACCCUGAAAAUUAUUAUAUUAUAAAUGGCAGAAAGUGGUGGAGUUCAGGAGCUGGAGAUCCUCAUUGUAAAAUAGCAAUAAUAAUGGGUAAAACCCCUAACAAGAAAAGAGGAUAUCAUUAAUAGCAUACAAUGGUAUUAGUUCCUACGGAUACACCAGGAGUAAAAAUUUUAAGGCCUUUAAAUGUAUUUGGAAUUGAUGAUGCUCCUCAUGGACAUAUGGAAGUUGAUUUUUAUAAUGUAAGAGUUCCUGCUAAAAACAUACUUCUAGGAGAAGGAAGAGGCUUUGAAAUAUCUUAAGGAAGAUUAGGACCAGGAAGAAUUCAUCAUUGUAUGAGACUUAUAGGAUUAAUGGAAAGAUGCUUUGAAAACAUGUGUUAUAGAGUUGAAAGAAGGCAUAUUUUUGGAAAGCUUUUAAAAGAAAACGAUAAUGCUUUAUAGAUUAUAGGUGAGUGUAGAACUAAAAUAGAUUAAGCAAGAUUAUUAACACUAAAUGCAGCAAAAAUGAUAGAUAAAUUAGGGGCUAAAAAUGCAAGAGUAGAAAUAGCUAUGAUUAAAAUCGUUGCACCCAGAAUAGCUUGUGAAAUAAUUGAUUAAGCGAUUUAAAUUCAUGGAGAGCAAGGAGUUUCUUAAGAUACUCAUUUGGCAUAAGCCUAUAUAAAUGCAAGAUCUUUAAGACUUGCAGAUGGACCUGAUGAAGUUCAUUUAAUGACAGUUGCUAAGUUUGAACUUUAGAAAUAAAAUCCGAAAUUUUGA